AGAGCGGGUAGGCAAACCUGCCCGCACCUGUGUCUUUUAUACAACACCCGGUACGUCGCUUGCAGAACUGGAAGAAAGGGACUCCAGGAGACGAGAGGCUGCGGCGGCAGAGGGCCUCGAGAACGGGUGGCGUGAGAGCAAGUUGAACGAGCAUGCCGUCUUUUUCCAGAAGGGUGCUCAGCCUGAGAAAAUGCAUUAUUGAAAGGAAAACGUUAUUCGCACCACAGGAUUCCAUGAUGUAAACAAACAAACAUUCCUUACCUGUCUAUGGCUGCUAUUUGAGUUGAAAGCUGUCAGAGUCAGAUUUUACCUCUUUCUUUAGUCUCGUGAAACUGUUUAAUUUUUAAAAUGAGUGACCAGCUGAAGUUCAUUGUCGAACGUCUAAACGACAAACCAUUUAACAAGAAUUUCAACUUAAUAUCGUUUGAUUCAUCAAGUCCUGACCAGCUUUUACAAGUUCUUAGUGAUGUGCUCGCUGAAAUGGAUCCUGCACACAACAUCGAUAUUCGGACUGAGGAACCAGAGGCAACAACACUACGUAUUCUGAAUGCAUUGCGCAUUUUAAAGUACAAACCACCACCUGAAAUUACAUUGAAAACUUUUGGUCAAGGCAUCGUUCAAGGGGACAAAUUAAUCCUACAUCCAGUGCUAGAGUGGCUGCUUCAAAAUAUGGAUGAUCUACAAAAAAGGGCAUAUCUUGCAAAAUUUCUGGUCAAAUUGGAAGUGCCACCUGAUAUCCUAGGAGAUGCAGACAUAGCUGCUAUGUUUGAACAGUAUGAGAAUUUAAUUGAGGAGUUCAAACUCAUCCAUAAAGAAACUGAAACAGUAAAGAAUAGUGGUUAUUCUAUUGGAGAGCUGAAAAGUGACAUGGAAGCCAUGGAGAAAGAGCGAGAUAUUGUUUUGAACCGCAUCCAGCAAGUUCAGCGCAAGGUAGAAGGAUCUCCUUCAUAUGAAGCUAUGUUAAAUGCUGCUCAUGAACUGAGGAUUCAACGAGAACGCGAGAAAGAGCUUAUAAAUCAGCGACAGGAUGAAGAAUCUGCAUUAUCUCAUCGAGACCAAAGAUUACAACGCCUUCAACAACAGCUGAAGGAUUUACGCCAUGCAAGUGUUGGAGCAACACCUCAAGGGCUUUUGCAAAGAUUAGAAGAAGAGGCUAGUGUUAAUAGCUACAUAGCUAAACAAAAGCUGCCCAGAGAAAUUGAAGCUAGAGAACAGGAAGUAGCUAUUAUGAGCGCUGUCAUUGCUGAGCCAGCAAUGGGACGCAGUGACCUGGAUGCUCUUAACUCAAAGUUGCAAGCAGUGAACUCAGAAAUAAGUCAACUUGUUCAGAGACACUUAGCCACUAAAAACCCUGCUGAGGAUAAAUUGGCACCUUUUAGGCAACAAGCAGCUAUAAUUGCCCGCAAAAAAGAUUCUACUGCCGAGCAGCUUGCUGAAAUGCGUUCUCGAGUCGCAGCUCUUGAAGAAGAACUUCAGGAAAAGCAGAGUCAGCUUCAGGCUGUUGCUGGUGAUUCUGUAUUGCGUGGGGAAGAAUUUAAACGCUACGUCAGUAAAUUAAGAGGUCGCAGUUCUUUAUAUAAGAGGCACAGAAGUCAGCUCUCUGCUCUAAAGGCAGAGUCAGGGGUAUUGUCUUGGACAGUGCAGACCUUGAAAACUCGUACUGAAAAAACAAUGGCAGGCAUGGAGAGAGUUGCUGCCAAACAUGGAAUGUCUGGCAUACUGGAAUCAGAAUCUCGUUUAGAUGAGAUGGCUCUUCAAAAGAGUGAACUGGAUAUGGUAAAAGGCCAGAGUCUUGACCAAAUUUCAAGUCUAGUUUUGGAACUGAGGGAACAAAUAGCAAGUCGCAAAGCUCAACUUGCUCCAGUUAUUAAAGAAUUGAGACCUUUGCGCGAAAAAUCCCAGGAGCUGACUUCUGAAUAUAAUCAAGCAAAGCAGAAGUAUGACUCAGCUUCUGCUGGAUUUGACAGCAGUAUAGCUAAGCUUGAGCAAGAAACAAACGCUUUGCAAGAGGAGCGUGAUGCAUGGGAGUCUGAACAACAUAUGCUGGAGGCAAAGUGUGUCAUAAUGGAGACAGAUCUUGAACGAGUGGCUGAGGAAAUUCGUCUCUACAAGGGAGGUGACAAUGCUGAGAAAGGAAAAAAGUCGGUCAGGGAACUUCUUGGGGCAGCCAUCUCUGAACGUGAGAAACAAAGCAGAACCCUGAAAGAGGAACAGAAGGCAGUUCAGGAAGUACAAAUUAACAACCAGCUUCAAAAACAGUUAUGGAGUCAAAUACAGGAAUUGAUGGAAGCAAAACUUCAGUGCUACAAAACAGCCAAAGAGAUGUCAGGAAUAGUGACCAUUGAAAGAGGAUCUGAAACCUUAGUGCUGCAGUAAUUUCUCUUGUUCAGGUUCUUAUUAUUUAUUUUUCUGUUUUUAAUCAUUCUAGUCAUAUGAUAACUUUGGUUGUUCACCUCGUGUUGUUGUUAUAAGCAUAGUGCUUGUCCGUCCACAUUGUUUGUCAAGUCAGUUCGAUUCCCCCGUCACGAAAGUUAGAAGUAUGUUAGCCUCACUGUGCCUAUUUUGAGUGUAAAAUGAUGUGCACUAUAAAACUUUUUUAAUAUU
This is a messenger RNA of Frankliniella occidentalis (western flower thrips), 2604 nucleotides long. RefSeq names its product intraflagellar transport protein 81 homolog. Gene Ontology annotation, cellular component: cilium; centrosome; intraciliary transport particle B. The transcript is spliced from 14 exons. Gene Ontology annotation, molecular function: tubulin binding. Bases 349 to 2376 code for a protein of 675 amino acids. NCBI's taxonomy places the organism in Eukaryota, Metazoa, Arthropoda, Insecta, Thysanoptera, Thripidae. Gene Ontology annotation, biological process: intraciliary transport; cilium assembly. The record is from RefSeq and is a predicted model, not a curated record.